GGCUGCUGGGGCCGGCUGGGCCUCUGGGGGGCAUCCUCCUCCGGAGGGGCCGGGCCCGGGGAGGCGGCGCUGCUGGACACCCCAGGCCCAGCCCCAGCCCCACUGCCAUGCAGCCUUCUCCCCUCCUGCUGUUGCUGCUGCUGCUGAAGCGUCCCCCCGGGCGUCCCUGGCUCUCCCCGCCCGGCGGCAUCAUCAUCAUCAUCCUCUGAGGCCCCGGAGGAGGAGGAAGAGGCCCCUGGUGGGGAUGGGGGCCCGGGUCCGUCGGCGGCCUCCCUGGCGCUGGCUGGCGGCGGGGCUGGGCUGCUGCACCCUGCUGGCCCUGUACGCCUCCUGCGCCCUCUCCUCCGCUUCCAGGGCCAGCCUGCCCAGCCUCCUCCGGGGCCACCUGCGGCCUCAGGAGGAAGAAGCGGAGGGCUUCCCGGUGACCGUCCUUCUCUGGUGGGAGCCCUUCGGCCGCAGCCGGCGCCUGGGGGACUGCCAGAGGCGCUUCCAGAUCCCGGCCUGCCGCCUGACCACCGACCAGAGCCAGCUGCCCAGCGCCCAGGCCGUGCUCUUCCACCACCGGGACCUGGCCCUGCAUGGCCCCCGCCAGCUGCCCCCGGACAGGCCUCCCUCCCAGCGCUGGGUCUGGAUGAACUUCGAGUCGCCCUCCCACUCCCAGGGCCUCCAGGGCCUGAGGGGCAUCUUCAACUGGACCAUGUCCUACAAGCUGGACUCGGACGUCUUUGUGCCCUACGGCUACCUGCUUCCCGCCCUGGGCCCCCGGCCGGCUCUGCCCAGGAAGACCAAGCUGGUGGCCUGGGUCAUCAGCAACUGGGAGGAGGACCAGGCCCGGGUGCGCUACUACCACCAGCUGAAGAAGCACCUGCCCAUAGACGUCUACGGGGCCCAGGGCCUGCAGCUGGAGGGCGACAGCGUGGUCCAGACCGUCUCGCAGUACAAGUUCUACUUGGCCUUUGAGAACUCGCAGCACCCGGACUACAUCACCGAGAAGCUCUGGAGGAACGCCUUCAAGUCCUGGGCCGUGCCGGUCGCCCUGGGGCCGCCCAGGUCCAACUACGAGCUCUUCAUCCCCUCCGACUCCUUCAUCCACGUGGAGGACUUUGCCCAGCCCUGGCAGCUGGCCCUCUACCUGAAGUUCCUGGAUAAAAACAAGGCCCGGUACAGGAAGUAUUUUGCCUGGAGGAAGCACUACGACGUCCAGGUCACCUCCUUCUGGGACGAACAUUGCUGUCGGGUCUGCGAUGUGGUCAGGGCUUCCGGGAAGCAGCCCAAGACUGUCCAGAACCUGGCCCUCUGGUUUGAGAGUUGACCUCUUGAGCUUUCAUUUAGAAUUGCCUUUUUGAAAAUAUCUACAUAUAUGACAACGGAGCUCCUCACAUCUAGACAAAGGAUGGGUUUUAAAAAAUAAGAUAGCCAUGAUGGUUUAUUAUGAGGAAGAACCUCACAAAGUCUCUAGUCAGGUGAUACUGCUAUCAGGACCAACCAAAAUAUUGCAAAAGGGUGCUGUCUUUGAGUUCUUUGGAAGUCUUUGUAAGGCGAGGUGACACAAAACAGGAAAAUGUGAACUCUUGGGGGCAAUGAGGAUGAUGGCCUGAAAUCCAAAUUUACAAAUUUGGAUUGCUUGUGGUGAGUCCUGAAUGGGCUGCUGGCUUCACUUCUCCUCUUGGCUGUUAGAUUUCCAUGUUCACUAAAUGUGUGCAGUGCGUCCCAUACGGAGCUGUACCACUUCGGAUUGGAGAAGCCUGUUUUGUUUCUAAACAGCCGGUGUCUGAGGGAAAGGGUUAGACUAGAACUCUUUUCACUGUUUUUAUAUGCUAGGGAUUUUUUAAAAUGGGAAGCAUUUAAAAAUUAGGUUCCUCUCAUCACACAUCCAUGAAAUGUUAAAAAGAAGACUCCCACACUGAUUCUGCCAAACAAGCGCACUAAACUUGCAAUUCAACCUGCUUUUUCUGAGCGGGGUUGAAAUCAUGAUUUAUGGUGUUUGUGAGCAUGGCUGGCCAGCUUGAGAUUAGGACUUGCUGUCUCUGCUGACAUUUUCUAAUGCUUCCUUGUCAUGGUGAGGCAUGAAUAUAUUAUAUGGUUUCACAAGGCACCAUGGCAAAAUAUCAGUACAGAAUUAGUCAACAGGAAAUCUUUAAGGCAUACUGUUUACCAUAGGUAUCAUAAGAAAAUAAUUGUCCCAGUAGUGCUAUUUUACAAGCCGCUAUGUAGUAAUUGCAGUUUUAGAAUAGCAAAGUGUGCAGCCCACAUAGGAAAGUACUUUGUACUGAUUUGUGCCAUUGAUCUACCUAGAUUCUGGCUCAGUAUUGUUCACACACUAAUAACUGGCAGCAACUUUGCAGGGUUUCAGAAAGAGGUCUUUCUUAGUCAUAGCUAAAUAAGAAAGGCAGUGAGCCUGGAAACUUUUGCUUUAGCACAGAGCUACAAUUCAUCUUGACAGAGGAGGCAUUUUACAUGGAGCAGAAGAAAGUUCCAUCGGAAAUGACUUGAAGGCACACAGCAACAAAACAGCAAUCUCUAACAUAGCUCUCUGUGUGUUUUUAAAUGUUUCCGAAAUGUUUCUUUUUAAAGCGACAUCUUCCAGAAUCCCCAGCUAGCAUGGUCUUUCCAAGUUCUGUUCUAAAUCGCUCCCUGUAGUAGGAACUUCACCAUUGCUAAAACCUGAUUCUUGAGAGGAGAAGUGUCCCAUGUGCCUUGGAUAGCAGUUCUUUCAAGCAACCCCCAUUGUUCUACAGGAAUUUCAUCUGUCAUUACCCUUAAUUCUAGCAGUGCAAUGGCAAGGUUUAUCAGGACUGAACAGUAUCCUGCAUAUAGGAAGAGGGAGAAUUGAGCACAAGUAAAACACCAUAGAUUUAUUCCCUGAAAUCUACAGUUUAAGUGAAAAAGGAUGUGAAAGCAUGAAAGACCUUUAUCUUAGACCUAGACAGUUGCUGCCAGUCAGUGUUGACAGUAAUGAACUAGAUUGAUCAGGGUAAGGGAGUCUCAUAGGUGCUUCUCUGUGUGCAGACUGACAUUUGAGUUGCCAACACUGAGUUGAGUUGAUGAUCAGACAUACAAAACUGUGUAUGGAAAUACAAAAAUGUUAUUCACUUUUUCCCCCCUGGGCCCUUUGCCUAAAUUCAAUUACUGGUCCCUACAGAAUAAUCCUAUUGAUUCAGUUGCUGUUACCUAAAGCCUAUUGAACUAAUAGAUCUACUCUAGUUGGAACUAGCUAAUGGAUUUAUGCCUUUGACUCACAUCAGUGUAAUAUCAGAACUUAAUUUAGCAAACUGUGUUUUCAUAGAAGUAUUUUACAUUGCAAAUGUCAAAAAGAAACCCAUGUCUAUGACUUUUCAGAUAAGAACUGCACAGGUAUCAUCAAAACAAACAGCCCUGAAGAAUAUAAGAAGAAAUGAAGCAAACACCUCCUUUAGUUGUGAGUUUGUGCAUGUUUACAGGCAUUUAUGCAGUUUUCCUGUGGUGUCAUGGGGAAAAAAUUAGGCAUGAUUGCUUUAUCAGAUUUAUUUAUGAUGGAUUAGAGCUGCAGCAUAUGGAUGUGUAACUGUUGUAAACUUCACUCAUAUAAGUGGGAUUUAUGUCUGACAGCAGCACAUGUAUCAGAUUAUGCUAUAAUUUAUUUAUUUUUUGUUAAUAUUAGCAGUUUGUAUGAUGGAGUGAUAAAUGAAGGACUCUGGAUUAAAAAACAGUGAUCAGAAGUUAUAUUGCAAAUUACAGUUUGAAACAUUAUUUUUGGGGUACUCAAACUCCCAUCACCAAUAGAGAGAACUGACUAGUUUGGGAAGGCACUAUAACUCUGGCUGAGAAUUGGAAACAUCCUUCCCUAAAUGGCAGAUCCCAGGAUUCUGUAUCACAGAACCCAGGCAGCUAAGGUGGAAUGACAGGACUACAGUAUAAUGCUUUAGUGUGAAUGGGACCAAUGAUGUGUUUUCCUUUUACAAGCAGUAGAGCUUGGCAUUUUUAACAAUAAUGGCCAUGUUGUGAUUUUACACUAAACAAAGAGUAAGCAAAGAGCAGACUGUGGGCCACCUGUGUCAAUCUCAAGCAAAGUGUGGGCUACUAGCUGUAUGUGGCCCCAGGACUGUUUUUAGCCCCCAGGGCCUCUCAGGUCUUUUUAAUAAUAAUAAUAAUAAUAAAACUUUUAUUUAUAUACCGCCCUUCCUGUUUUUGCUCCAAUAUGCCCAAAAGUGACCUCUAAGGGAUAUGGAGGGAAAUUUCACCACAUGGAGGGGGAGGGGGGUUAGUAACUAAAAAAAGUGGUAGGGCAUUUUCACGACUUUUUAAAUGAGGGGUGGGCUUUUUAGAAACAGGAUGUGAAGAGGACUUCCAUUCAUUUCUUAUUGCUUAAAAAGGAUCCCAAAAAUGGUGAAAAUGCUUCCCAUGUACCCCAAAGGACCUUUUUUUUUCCAGGACUAUUUGCGGUGGAGGGUGGCCCUCUAAGUUUUGCUGCAGAAGGGCUGAUAUAGCCCCAUAGCCUUUCACAAUUAGCCAUCCUUGCUCAAGGUGGGAGACUUGGGCUGCAUCCACACUGCAGAAAUAAUCCAGUUUAACACCACUUUAACUGCCAUAGCUGAGUACUCAGAGCUCUACUCUGGUGCCACAACAAACUGCCAUUCCCAGAAUGCCAUUGCAUUGAGCCAUGGCAGUUAAAGUGGUGCCAAACCGGAUUAUUUCUGCAAUGCGGAUGCAGCCAAGGAGGCUCUGGAAGGUUUCAUUGUGGCUGGUGUGGCCAUCUAAACCCUUGAAGUUGGCCAUCUCUAUACUAAACAAUCACUUACAGUGACAUCAGUGUAUGACUUGUUUGAGUUCAUAUGAAGCUCACCUCCUCUCUUUCUCUCAGCUGACCUGUAAGGGGGUAUUUGGGGAACGUUUGCUUCCAUUUUUACUUGGACAUAAUUUAGUGUUUCAUCUACAUGCUAAACUGUUGUUAUUGUGACCUGUGCUUUGUGGCCUUAGUAUCUGGGGAGUCAGGAUUUGUACUCCAAAAAAUAUCUGCCCCAAGCUCUGCAGAAAUUAUGGCAAUAAUAAUUCCACUGUGCUUUCUAUUCAAGGUACAAGUGUUAUCCAAGGAAGGUACAGCUGAAAACUGCCCAUUCCCCCUUUCCCCCUAGUGUUUAUGUUUUUUUCCAUGGGAGCAAGAAAACCAAUCAAGUCAGACAUACAGUGUCUCAGUUAUCUGAAUCCAGUGAAACAGAAAUGUUUAGGAUCCCAUUUUGUGAAUGCACUUGCAGUGGAGGUAACUCAGGGAAUUUUAUACUUGCAGGGAUUUUGCUCCUUGAUACCAAAAGAAGAAAAAUACUUUUAUAUUUGUAAUCAUAUUUCUGGUAAGAUGACAAUAAAAUAAGUGGAAAAA
This is a messenger RNA of Sceloporus undulatus (fence lizard), 5353 nucleotides long. It is a transcript of the gene FUT4, whose product is annotated as fucosyltransferase 4. NCBI's taxonomy places the organism in Eukaryota, Metazoa, Chordata, Lepidosauria, Squamata, Phrynosomatidae. Gene Ontology annotation, cellular component: membrane. The coding region runs from base 245 to 1312 and encodes 355 amino acids. The record is from RefSeq and is a predicted model, not a curated record. The transcript has a single exon. Gene Ontology annotation, molecular function: alpha-(1->3)-fucosyltransferase activity.